CAGGGCCUGCGUCCUGCGAGUGCGCAGGAAUGCAGGUGGUGGGUAGGGAUGGACUGCGCAGGCGCACGUCGGUGAUCGGGUCCCUGUGGGAAGGAAAUGGAGAAGAAGAUGCUGAAGACUGGGUAUUUUAUCUUCUUGCUCAGUUGUUUUGCCUUGCAGCUGGAUGCUAACCCUGGGCUCAAAGUAAGAAUCACGCAGAAAGGGCUGGACUAUGGCUGGAAAGUUGGGCUGGAGAACCUAAAACAAGAAAUAAAAAAUGAAACCUUCCAAAGCUGGAGUGACCGUGAGAACUUUGGACUUGUUAAAUUUGACUACACUGUUUCAGGGCUCAGAAUUAACACUGUUGAAUUCCCAGAUGCCUCUGUAUCCCUCAUACCUGGAACUGGGAUUAAGCUGGCAAUUGAACAUGCUUCUGCAACCUUCCAUGCAAACUGGAGUAUAAAAACCUGGCUAGUCAGAAACCAUGGAGGAGCUACUGUCUCUCUUUCAGGAGUGUUUAUCACAGUGAUCUUCCAAGUGUCAAGGGAUAACAAAGGCCGCCUAUCCAUGCUGUUUCACAACUGCUGGUUAAGCAUUCAUGAUGUUAAAGUCAAGCUGAGUGGAGGAGCCAGCUGGGUCUUUAACCUCUUUGCUGGUUAUCUGAAGAAGCCCAUUCAAGCCUACUUGGAUAAAAAUUUGUGCCCGAACAUCAAACACAAAAUCCAAAGGAUGGAUGCAGAGCUCAGAACUCUUAAGGUUCUAAGUCAGAUCGAUGCCUUUGCCCAAAUAGACUACUCGCUCAUUAACUCUCCAGCAAUCUCCAAAUCAUCCAUUAACCUGGAUUUGAAGGGUACAGUCUAUCCAGCUGGAAAUCACACAGAUCCCCCCUUUGUACCAAACCCAUUCACUCUUCCAGACAAGAAUAACUCCAUGCUCUACCUGGGAGUCUCUGAGUAUUUCUUCAAAUCUGCUUCAUUGGCUUAUUACAAUGCAGGGGCCUUUAACAUUACCAUCACAAAAAAGUUUUCCACUUAUUUUAUGCCAACUGAAGUAACACCUAACAAUACCAUUCCUGAGGUUCUACAGCUUGUUCAGAAUUAUACAAUGUCACACCCACUGAUGUUGAUGCUACAAUCUACUGCAGCACCUAUCGUCAGCUUGCAAACAGGCAGUUUGACUACAGAGGUCACUGGCAACUUAGAGAUGUUUUCUGUCCUGCCAAACUCAAGCCUCCAGUUCAUCUUUGCAGGGAAUCUAACAGUGAAUACCAGUGCCAACAUGACUAUAUCUAAACAGAAGUUGAUUAUCUCAUUACUUCUCAAGAGAUUUCACUUCUCCCUGACACGUUCUGGUGUUGACUUUUCUGAGAUCUCACUUUUGGAGAAGUUCCUGUCUCGUGUAUUAUGGAAUGGAGCAAUCCCAGCAAUCAAUGAUAAACUGAGGAAAGGAUUCCCUCUUCCUAAUCAGGCCCAAACUAAGUUCAUUCAACCAGUUCUUGAAUUUAAUCAGGGUUAUUUGCUGAUUUCCACUGAUUUUCACUACACUCUCUAAGGAAGGAGAGAUCAUUUGAUCAGGAUGUUCAAGGUGAACAGCAACCAUUCAAAUGCUGACCUGUGUCCCUGUACUUUUAAACCUUCAAGCCAAGGACUGUAGAUGAGUGAAGUCUUCCUCAUGCUGCUCUGAUUCAGGAAGAAAGUAGGAAGAAUGUAUGGUGCAAAAUUACAAAUGCAGUACUUGAGUCACCCUUCCGAAUGGUCUAUAUCCAGUAUAAACUUUUUCUGCUUCUUA
This is a messenger RNA of Gavialis gangeticus (Gharial), 1767 nucleotides long. RefSeq names its product BPI fold-containing family C protein-like. NCBI's taxonomy places the organism in Eukaryota, Metazoa, Chordata, Crocodylia, Gavialidae. The transcript has 16 exons. The record is from RefSeq and is a predicted model, not a curated record. Gene Ontology annotation, molecular function: lipid binding. Bases 97 to 1530 code for a protein of 477 amino acids.